UCUACAGAAGGCAGCACGUGUUCUCUGUGCACCACGUGAAGCUUGAAACAAUCCAUUCAGCAUUCCUUCAUCAAUGUAAAAAUAUCACAUGAUUGAGUGGGAAAGGAUUAUUUUCGUGGCCUUCACAAUGGAUGCCAAUGACAGGGCCACCAACACGCCACUGGACUGCAGUCAAUAUGGGAAUGAUGACCACUGGACGGUAGAUGCUUCGGUUAACAUCACGAAGGACAUGUACCUUGCUGAGGACGGCCUUAAGGGAAUCGACACCUUCUCAUGUGACGGUUGCCACGAGACCCUAUGGAACCCCACAACCUUUACAUGCCUUCACUCAUACUGCCACGAAUGUUUGGUCAAGCAGGUGACCACUGACCACAAAGGUGAGAGGACAUUCAGAUGCGGCCAGUGUGGAACUGAGCUGGAACUGACCAAAGACGGAGUUCCGGAGGUCAAGGCGUGGGUCUAUGUCAGCAGAUUGCUGGACAUAUACAAUAUAAAUAAACUGCUAGGUGAUUGUACGUAUUGUGAAGCAAAAGGCGUCACUUCGUCAGCGAUGCGCAUUUGUCUCACCUGCUACGUACUUCUCUGUGGAGAAUGCAACACCAUACACACCCUGGCUCCUGAGACGAGGUCGCAUAGGGUUAUGUCUGCACUGAGGUACGUGAUGAAUGACUACCAGGAGAAGUGGGACCAGCCAUCAGCCAGAGACUGUCUGGACCUUCAUGGUCCCGAUGUCCAGUACUAUUGCCACACGUGUGAAAUCGUUGCCUGUCUCUCCUGUCUCCAGCUUGACCACGCUGGUCACUUCUUCGCCACAGUCGACCAAAUCCCUGCUCAGACAAAGAAGAGAGUCAAAAACGUCGUUUAUGAUAUCGUAUGGGAGAAGAAAGCUUAUCGAGGAACUGAUUCUGGACCAGCGUUGGUGACAUCUUCUAGCUUCACGCAGGUUUUCAUCCAGAAAUCUGGUCGUGUACAUUUGAAGGCAAUAUGUGGAGACUACGAGACGACUACUGAAAGGAUCUUCAACCCUGACCUCCAGUGUAGGCUUAAGAAGAAGAUCCUGUCAGGUGAUCUGCAUCAAAGCCUGAAACAAAAACAUUCGUUUGAUAGGUUUUGGAACGGACUCGCUACAAAGAAACAUAACUUCUGUGGUCCACAUGAAAAUUUGACGAAGACGGUUGCUCCGUUUGAAAAAGGAUGUGACAUGAACGACAUAGAUGAAGGCUUUGUAGAUAUGAAUUCUAGGGUAUUCACUUUGGGGGGCGAAAGGCCCGAUUUUAGAAAAGGAUCUGGUCCACGUUCCAUUGCAUCAUCUGUGAUGAGCACGUAUAAUCGUUACAUGUACUUCACAGAUGACGAAUCUGAAACUGAAACCGAUAAAAAUGUACAAUGGGAGACCUGUUCAUCAGUAAGCGAGUCGGUACACGAUUCUCACGAUUCCUCUAUGUUCUCGAAAGACGAUCUGGAAUGGCAAGAAGAACAAAGCUGUGUAACUCAAGAAUCAUCUGAUUCAGACUUGUCAUCUGAUGAAGAGGGUGACGUAACGUACCGUUGGUUUAAAGAAAGCUGUUCCAACCACCUCCCCGGGGACUGGGACUAUGGCGUGAAUCAGUCAAUACCCCGGCGACGUUCUCGUGGCUGCUCUAGGGGACUCUGUACUGACCGAAAUGGCGACAUCAACACAUGUGGGUGCCUGGUUCUCCUGUCUUUGGAGUGCUGGCUGGUACCAUGGCUUUAUGAAUUAAUUGUACAGUCUUGCUUAAGAGUGUUAUGAGUGAUCAGUGCGUCAAUAUAAUAUAUCGCCGUACGUCAAUACACAAUAUGGUACGUCAUACGCCCGAACCAUCAU
Haliotis rubra (blacklip abalone) is the source of this 1846-nucleotide messenger RNA. RefSeq lists its product as uncharacterized. Lineage: Eukaryota; Metazoa; Mollusca; Gastropoda; Lepetellida; Haliotidae. Gene Ontology annotation, cellular component: chromatin; nucleoplasm. The record is from RefSeq and is a predicted model, not a curated record. Gene Ontology annotation, molecular function: ubiquitin-protein transferase activity; zinc ion binding. The coding region runs from base 89 to 1771 and encodes 560 amino acids. The transcript is spliced from 3 exons. Gene Ontology annotation, biological process: positive regulation of DNA-templated transcription.